This is a messenger RNA of Miscanthus lutarioriparius, 624 nucleotides long. The record is from the annotation of a GenBank genome assembly. NCBI's taxonomy places the organism in Eukaryota, Viridiplantae, Streptophyta, Magnoliopsida, Poales, Poaceae.
AUGGCUCAUGACGCUUUCGGUGUCGAAGUCGAGUCCCCCUCGGUGUUGAGGAAGACCCUUUCGAAGAGUUCAGAGACCGUCAGACCAGCAAGAUCUCAGCAAGAAGUCGAUGAUGCGUCCCAGCAGCGAUGCCUGUCGUUGUCGCCGUCAAUGCCCCUGCUGGAAACGUGGUUCGGUGCGGCGUUGGUGAAGAUCGGGACGUGGGGCGGCGACCGCGGGAGCCCCUGCGACAUCACGGUGGCGCCGCAGCGGCUGGAGAGCAUCUCCCUGCGCUGGGGCAAGGUCAUCGACUGGAUCUCCUUCUCGUACCGGGACCGGGACGGGAAGCUGCACACCGUCGGGCCCUGGGGCGGCAACGGCAAAGGCGAGGGCGACGAGACCAUCACCCUGGGCCCCCACGAGUACGUGACGGAGGUGGUCGGCACCAUCGGCCCCAUCGGGGACUUCACCCACACCAUCUCCUCGCUCAAGUUCGUCACCAACCGCGCCACCUACGGGCCCUUCGGCCGCGGCGCCGGCGCGUCCUUCAGCGUCCCCGUGCUCAACAACGCCAGCAUCGUCGGCAUGUUCGCUCGCGCCGGCGACUUCCUCGAUGCCAUUGGCUUCUACAUCCUCCCCUUCUGA